Brassica oleracea var. oleracea is the source of this 2118-nucleotide messenger RNA. RefSeq lists its product as uncharacterized. Bases 289 to 1842 code for a protein of 517 amino acids. The record is from RefSeq and is a predicted model, not a curated record. Lineage: Eukaryota; Viridiplantae; Streptophyta; Magnoliopsida; Brassicales; Brassicaceae. The transcript is spliced from 10 exons.
UCUCCUUUUUCUUCUUUCCCAGAUCUUUUUUGGUAUCUUUCCGAGAAAAUGAGAGAGUAUUUACUACUUAUUGAGAAAACACCUCCACGUUCUUUGCCCAUCUCGUAGGUUACGCUUACUCAUAUCAUAUUGGCAGCUAGCUGAUUUUUUUUUUCUUUCUGGCAAAGCUCAAAAGUUUUAGCUUCCUUGUAACUGCUUUCCGUUUAAGGUUCUUCUUCCCUACGAAGCUCCGUGAUCUGGCCAUCUUUGCUUUUGAUUUGAGAAUUCAUUUAUUUUCCAAAGGUGUGUAUGGAGAAAAAACGAGAGAUUUGUGAGUACAGGGAGAGACUUGACAAAACCUUGGCGUCUCCUGCGCUUACAAAUGAGCAAACUCUUAAAACCCUUAUCAGAAACCAGCUAAAUGAAGAAGAGUGUAGUGUGGAUGUAUUGGAUCAACGAGUUGCUGGCUUAUCUAGUAUACUUGAGAAGCUUAGGAGUGUUUCAGCAAAGGAUCAAGAUUUGUCUAACCCAACCAAAGAAGCAUCUUGUGGUGAUUGGAAAGUGAAACAUGAUCAUGAAGAUUGUCGUGUUAUGUACCGUGAAGGAUUUGAUGGAAGUCCGUUUCACACGUUGCUCGUUGAAGGUUACAUGGAUGGGCCCAUCCAGGACUGUCUAUGUGUAUCUUGGGAAUCAUCACUCUAUGAGAAAUGGUGGCCAAACUCUGUAUUUCCAGCAUUCAGGAUCUUACAAACUGGAUGUUUGCAAAAGUUUCAGAUCAAUGAACAGAUAUGUUUAGUGAGGGUGAAAGUACCGUGGCCAAUGACAAACAGAGAAGCUAUUGUGCAGUUUUUCUUAUUUGAAUACUUCAAAGAUGGUUUAGUCAUCAUCCUACUCAACUCGAUCUCAGCAUCACAAGUAGAGAGCAUUGGUAUAUCUGAAGAAGCAGAGAAUGCUGUGAGGAUUGAUUUAGUAGGUGGAGUUGCUAUACAAAAGGUGUCUCCUGUGAGGAGUUACCUGAGAUACUUAGUGGAGUUCGAUAUAAAGCUGGACUUGAUUCCUCCAUCUCUGAUCAACUUUAUGUCUAGGCAGCUCCUAGGCAACGGUUUCAAACUUUUCAAGGAGACUAUAGGUUCGGUGGUUAAAUCAGAAGAUUACGCCAAAGUUUUUGAUGGUCCAUUGUACACUCUUGCACGUAAAGCUCUGUAUCCUCUUACUGAUAACACUGAUGAAAAUGUUCAAGCAAGUGAACGUGCACCUUUCAAAGGAAAUGUUCAUGAGAUUGAGGAAGAAGAAGAAGAUAAAAGUGUUUCUUCUUUCUCGGAAGAGGAUGAAAAUGUCAAUGGGAAGUCUCAGAACAACGAUGGUGAAACACUUUUCUGCCUAAGUCCAGAGGUGAAGCAAGCACUAGGGACACUAGAGAGAGUGAUAUCAAUGGUUAGAAAAUCUAGAAAACAUGAUAAUACCUCAACCUCUUCAGAGGAAGAAGAAGGGUCAUCAUCAUCAUCAUCAUCACCAAAACAGCAUUCAGAGAGCACCGCGGCUGUUUCAAGCAGCAAAGUUUGUAGUCAAGAUCCGAAAAAUGAAGUUCUUGAUGAAGCAUCCCUCGCGCAUUAUCACAACCAAAACAACAACAAUAGGCGAAGUGGAUCAAGUUCUUUUGCUGGAUCUACCAAGAUCGAUCUUACAACAAACUCUGAAGAGGUGACAAGGAUAACAAUCUCACAAGCCACAACUAUUUUUAGCAAAGCAGAAGAGAAUAGUGACGACAAACCAAACGGUUUAAGUGGAGGUAGGAGCUCGAUUCUGCAGAGAAAACGUAGACCAGGCUGCUUCGGAAUCAGGUCAUGGAUGAGAAGGACUUGAAAUAGCCACUAGGGAGUAAAGCCAAGCCAGAGGUUUAGUGUCUUUCAAGUUGCAAAGAGUUUAAAGCAAACUACUAUCAAUAUAAGGAAACAUCAGUCGUUUCAACUUACAUGUUAUAGUGUGAGAUUAGCAACAAGUGUUGUCAACAAAUAUAGUGAUGUAACGUUAAUAAAAGAAACAAUGCUGUAAAGUGUUAUAAACAAAUGUGGAUUGCUAGUAACCAAAGGCCAAAACCGUGGCCCAUAGGAGAGAGAGUCGGCGGCCCAAAGGGAGAGA